This is a messenger RNA of Monoraphidium neglectum, 300 nucleotides long. RefSeq lists its product as hypothetical. The transcript has 6 exons. Gene Ontology annotation, molecular function: 6-phosphofructo-2-kinase activity; fructose-2,6-bisphosphate 2-phosphatase activity; ATP binding. The record is from RefSeq and is a predicted model, not a curated record. Lineage: Eukaryota; Viridiplantae; Chlorophyta; Chlorophyceae; Sphaeropleales; Selenastraceae. Gene Ontology annotation, cellular component: cytosol. Bases 1 to 300 code for a protein of 99 amino acids. Gene Ontology annotation, biological process: fructose metabolic process; fructose 2,6-bisphosphate metabolic process.
AUGAUUUUUUGGGCAAAGGUGGCGAUCUUUGACGCGACCAACACCACCGAGGAGCGGCGGCGGCUGCUGAUCGACACCUUCCAUGGCAAGUUCCAGUACAUGUUCAUCGAGUCGAUCUGCAACGACACCGAGGUGCUGCAGUCAAACUACAGGUACAAGAUGAGGUUCUCACCCGACUACCAGGGCGUUGACACCGAGGCGGCCCUGAGUGACUUUUUGGAGCGGAUCCGCAAGUACGAGCAGGUGUACGAGCCCAUCUCUGACAGGAGGCUGCACUACAUCAAGCUCAUCGACAUGUGA